AUCUUGGUGAUGACCCGGGUGCAGCAGCGAGGCUUCUCUACUUGAGUCAAUUGCUAUGUGACAAAGACGAUUUUUCGCCUGGGCCAGAAUAAGGAAUAAAGAUGCGGUGGAUACUAAAUUGCAGCCCAAAACAAUUUACGACUGUUAAUGAAGCCAUUGCCAACUUAAACCAACUGCAACCUGAACAAUCAAAGACUAAGAGUGAUGAUGACUCCAAGUGCUAUGAUAGUGACCCUCAGAUUGAUUUCGAGGUGCCUGCCAUGCCUGCCCCCGUAGCGCCCAGUCCCAAAUUAACAAGCAUUCGACUAACUAGGUCUGAAAUUUAUGUUGUCAGCAUUCCUCCAGCAGAAAUGGUUUCGAGGGGACAUCAAGUCUGGAUGCCAUAUCGGUCAAAUGAAACGCAGACCACUAAUUUUCAACCUGACCUCACCCACACUUCAGUGUCGAUCAUGGAGGUACCAAGUACGCCUGAAACUGCAUCUACCCCUCAGCCAAAAUACAAGAGGAAGCGUUCUGAUUCAGGUAACGAUGAGGAGACUGAGCCCUUGGCAAAGCAUUCUUUGUCAUUUGUGGAUGAUGAAACCAAGGACCCCUCUUGGAAUCCAAAUAUGUCUUUGGAAAGUGUUGCAUCUACUAGUGAUGCCAACAAUAAGCGAGCAUCCUCAUCCCUGACCGAGGGCAUGUGUGCAGUUUCAGUGUCCAAGCUUUUGGAGCUGUUCCACAUCUGCUACAACUGCGGCUCAAUGGUGACCAUAACACAGUCAUGCUUGUCAUGUGAUGUAUCUGGAAAUGGCAGAGCCAGGAAAUGAUUUGAACGGUAUAUGCUGGUAGCAUCGGCCUAUCGAUGGCAAUUCUUGCAGCGGGUGCUUUUCCAAGCAAAGUGAUAAGGGUCCUGCAAUUCUGGGGCAUUCGAAGCAUUUCCUCCGGAACAUAUUUUCGACACCAGUCAAAGUACCUGAACCAGGCAGUACGUAAUGUUUGGGAGGAGGAGACCAUCCAUGCACUGGCAGCUGUAGAGGACGUGGCCAAACUGUCCGGUGAUGGAAGGUGCGAUUCGCCCGGCCAUUGUGCGAAGUAUGGCUCUUACAGUUUACAUGACACAGAGAGAAACGCCAUUGUCAUGACACAACUUGUUCAGUCCACUGAGGUUAAGAACUCCUACCACAUGGAGCUGGAGGGCCUGUCCCGAUGUGUCGAUGAAGUGAAAUCAUACGUCCCACAUGUUAAGAUAGAAUUAACAACUGAUGGCCACAAAUCAGUGGAGAAGUGGUUGAGAGAGGAACAAUCGGACACCAUAAGGCAUUAUUUUGAUGUGUGGCAUGUUGCUAAAGGACUGAGGAAAAGACUCAAGCCCAUAACCAUGAACAGGCGGUUUCAGCUGGUCAACAAAUGGCUGAAAAGUAUUAUCAAUCACUUGUACUGGUGUGCCAUGACCAGAAAUAACGACCAAUCAUUGAUCUUGGCCAAGUGGAGAUCAAUAGUGAACCAUAUAGCUGGCGUCCACACGCACGAAGAAAACGAACUGUUCCCCAAGUGUAUCCACAGUCGUAUUCCAAGGCAGUGGUUUAAGAAAGGAACAGAAGAAUACGACAAGACAAUUCAUUGCUGCUGCUGAAACUCGGGCACCAAGUCUCUUGAGCUUCAGUGGAAUGGACUUUCCCCGUGUAUUGUUCAUGGUGUGGAUUGCUGCAUGAACACGACUGCGAUAGUUUUUAAGGCCUUCCCAAGAAAGGUGCUGAAAGCAUCCUCCAUGCCGGCACUACAUCUACCGUCACCGUCGGUUGUACAGCAAUGAACAACAUCCUGUCCCCUCCGGCGAAGUAUCUUCAGUGGGCUGACCGUGUUCUCGACCGUCAGUGCAUAGAUUAUCCCAUCCGAUCGCUCCCGCACAACAUUGUUGUAAUCCUCAUGACUGAAACGAGACCAGCUACCAUCGAUUUUCUCUGGAGGCAUUGUCCUGCUGUAGGGCGAGUGACUGUUGUGAACUUCUAGGGGAAUCGGGAAAUGGCAGAAAUUCUGACCUGGGGUCAAAACUGGCUCUCUACUAGGGCAGAGACAUGUAUUCAUCCACAGGCGGAAGUUUGGCACUGACAGUCAUAGUCCGUACUGAACUGUGAAGCUGUGGUAAAUACAUGACUGUGAUGGGUGAAAGUGGAUUUAUUCUUCAAUCUUUGGUGGAUUCUUAAUCUACAGAGCCAGGCCAUAACAGGGAUAUAAUUUUUGAUAAUUAAUUUAAGGAAAUAUUGUGUCAGUGGCCAGUUUAGAACUUGUAUUCUAAUAGGCCCAGUCCGCAAGUGACGAUUUGAUGGCAAUCCUGUACACAAAUCAAUUUUUCUCAGGCAAUCGAUAUUGGAAUGUUUUGAAAUUUUACUAUUAUUUUGAUAAAAGCCUCUUCAUAACACAUAUAAAAUUUGGUGGGAAUUAAAGCACCCUUGGUGUACUUUUUUCACCAACCUAUGUUCAUUAAAAUGUACCACAUAAUGUACACGCUGGCUAAUAGAGGUCUCUGGACUGCAAAAAAAUUUUUGCGUCUCAGUAGUUAAAUUGAUUCAUAGAUACAGUAGUUGUCAGGUUCAUAAUAAUGUUCAGUUAUGGAUAAUUUGAUUCUUUUCUGGUAUUUUGAUUGUGUACAACUCAAAAUUUAGCAAGGGGGGAUUUGCUGUGUAUUCUACUCCUUGUAAUUCGCGCCUUACGUUGGUGGCGCCGUCUGUGUUAAGUUCAAUAAACCUCGUUGUAGUUUCGGUAUUGAGAAUGGAA
Lineus longissimus is the source of this 2757-nucleotide messenger RNA. RefSeq lists its product as uncharacterized. Lineage: Eukaryota; Metazoa; Nemertea; Pilidiophora; Heteronemertea; Lineidae. Bases 845 to 1615 code for a protein of 256 amino acids. The record is from RefSeq and is a predicted model, not a curated record. The transcript is spliced from 12 exons.